This is a messenger RNA of Gossypium raimondii (Peruvian cotton), 1383 nucleotides long. Its product is annotated as protein ANTHESIS POMOTING FACTOR 1. Gene Ontology annotation, cellular component: Set1C/COMPASS complex. The coding region runs from base 41 to 1072 and encodes 343 amino acids. The record is from RefSeq and is a predicted model, not a curated record. The transcript has 10 exons. Lineage: Eukaryota; Viridiplantae; Streptophyta; Magnoliopsida; Malvales; Malvaceae. Gene Ontology annotation, molecular function: protein binding; chromatin binding.
CCCUGCAUCUCUAAGAAAAAGUAAAGAACGGAAAAAAAAAAUGGCGACGAAGAUGUCACUUACUGAGCUUGACGACGAAAUAGUGCGCAGCAUGUCGAUUGGCGCAGUUUUCUCAGACUUUGGAGGAAAAAUAAAUUCACUUGACUUUCAUCGAAAAGAUGAUCUAUUGGUGACUGCCAGUGAGGACGAUUCAGUUCGCCUUUACGACAUUACCAAUGCUAAGUUGAUAAAGACAACAUAUCAUAAGAAACAUGGUGCGGAUCGAAUAUGUUUCACGCAUCAUCCUAGUUCUGUUAUAUGCUCUUCGAGACACAAUUUGGAAUCGACUGGAGAAUCCCUACGAUAUCUUUCAAUGUAUGAUAACCGAUGCCUUCGCUACUUCAAAGGACAUAAAGAGAGAGUUGUUUCCCUCUGCAUGUCUCCGGUAAAUGAUAGCUUCAUGUCAGGUUCUCUUGACCAUAGUGUGAGGAUUUGGGAUCUCCGUGUAAAUGCCUGUCAGGGAAUUUUACGCCUACGUGGGAGACCAACUGUAGCAUAUGACCAACAAGGCCUUGUCUUUGCUGUGGCUAUGGAAGGGGGUGCCAUUAAAUUGUUUGAUUCACGCUCCUAUGACAAGGGGCCAUUCGAUACAUUUUUAGUCGGUGGAGACACAGCUGAGGUUUGUGAUAUCAAAUUCAGCAAUGACGGCAAAUCAAUGCUAUUGACAACCACAAAUAACAACAUAUAUGUUCUUGAUGCAUAUGGAGGAGAGAAGCGAUGUGGGUUCAGUUUAGAACCAUCUCCAAAUACAACUAUAGAGGCAACCAUUACUCCGGAUGGUCAGUAUGUGAUCUCAGGGUCAGGGGAUGGAACCUUGCAUGCCUGGAACAUCAACAUGCGAAAUGAGGUAGCCGCUUGGAACAGCCACAUAGGUGUUGCAGCUUGCUUGAAGUGGGCUCCUCGUAGGGCCAUGUUCGUUGCUGCAUCAACCGUUCUUACAUUUUGGAUACCUAACAACUGUUCAAAACCAGCUGCAGAGACCGGUUCCACUGAUGCACAAGCCGGGCUGCAGUUUGAGCAAGUCGGCCAAUAAACCCAGUGCCUAAUCCCCGGUAAAUCAUCAAUGAACUCAAUGCUUUUCUUGUUGGAAAUAAACUCCAAUGUGCCAUUAUAUAAAAAAAAAAAAAAAAACAACUUAAUGUAUUCAGAUUGGGCAUCAGUUGGUAACAUUUAGAAAGUAAAUUAAAUGUUGAGAAUAUUUUGUGUUAUGGAUUUAAACCAUUUGGUUGGUUGUUAAGUAGGUUUUGUAAUAUAAUCAAAACUGGUAAUGAUCUAAAUUGGUGUCAUGAAAUUGAAAAUGUCCAAAAAAAUUUUGGGUGGAAAUGCAACUCAUAAGCUUUUGCA